Dunckerocampus dactyliophorus (ringed pipefish) is the source of this 4783-nucleotide messenger RNA. It is a transcript of the gene gigyf2, whose product is annotated as GRB10 interacting GYF protein 2. Gene Ontology annotation, biological process: insulin-like growth factor receptor signaling pathway. Bases 171 to 4259 code for a protein of 1362 amino acids. Gene Ontology annotation, molecular function: protein binding. The transcript has 30 exons. NCBI's taxonomy places the organism in Eukaryota, Metazoa, Chordata, Actinopteri, Syngnathiformes, Syngnathidae. The record is from RefSeq and is a predicted model, not a curated record. Gene Ontology annotation, cellular component: vesicle; proximal dendrite; perikaryon.
AGAGUCUACACUAGAGAGAGCUCAACUCGAAUUCAAACCUUGUGCUGUCACAUCAAGCAGAGACUGAUGACACAGCAUCAGGAGCAACUGGGGAUUCAGUAUCUUGCCCAAGGAUACUUUGACAUGGUCCCGGGAGGACUCCACCCACACCUUACGAUCUUCAAGGAAGAAUGGCCGAGACCCAGACACUUAACUUUGGACCUGAAUGGCUUCGUGCUCUAUCUGGAGGUGGAGGCAGUGGCAGCGGAGGCGGAGGAAGCAGCAGCACUGCUGUUGCCUCGCCGCCUCUCUCACCUGCAUUGCCAAAGUACAAGCUUGCAGACUAUCGCUACGGGAGAGAAGAAAUGUUAGCACUUUAUGUAAAAGACAACAAGAUCCCCAUAGACCUACAUGAUAAGGAGUUCCUGCCCAUAUUGGAAGAGGAGCCCUUGCCGCCUCUGGCACUUGUUUCUUUUACAGAGGAAGAACAGAGAAAUUUUUCCAUGUCUGUAAACAGUGGAGCUGUACUUCGACUGACGGGGCGGGGAGUAGGUCCAGUAGUUGGGGCACCUCGAGGCCGAAGUACCUCAAGGGGUAGAGGCCGAGGAAGAGGAGACGGAGGGUUUUACCAAAGAAGUUUUGAUGAUGUGGAAGGUUUUGGCCGCGGGGGGAGGGAGAUGCAUCGCUCCCAGAGCUGGGAGGAAAGGGGAGAUAGGAGGUUUGAAAAGCCAGGACGAAAAGACCCAGAUGGUGCUCCAGGACAUUUUCAGAUGAAUCAUAUUCGAAAUCACUACGAGGAUGCUGGGUCCGUCCUUCUGAGGAAGCACGACUUCACUCGCUCGGAGAGUGAGAACUGGCGUACCUCUCGUGACGAUCAGAAUGGUGAGGAUGAUGAAGGGGGCUGGCGCCUGGCAGGUUCUCGACGGGACAGUGACCGCUGGUGCCCCCCAAGCCCAGAUGGGCCUCGGACUGCAGGGUGGCGGGAACACCCAGAGCAGCGGCGCCGUGUUCCGUUUGACGCGCGAGAUGACGAACGCAGUUACAGGCGACCGCGGUCAGGCAGUGGCAGCCUGGAAGAGGACAGAGAUGUUCUGCCUGAGUGGUGUCUUGAAGAUGCGGAUGAGGAAGCAGGCACAUUUGACUCAUCAGGGGCCUUUCUCUCGCUCAAGCAGAAGGCCUCCAAAGAGCCUAUCCUUGAGGAGGCAGAGUUGGAUUUUAAACCUCUGGAGGAAUGUGAGGAGGUGCUAGUGGAGGAAGACAGUCAGCCCAAUGAGACCAAAGAGACAGAAACGGAGGCCAAGACAAAUGCUGACAGAAAAGUUUUAACACGGGUGAGCAAAGAAUCAGAGGAGGUGCCAUCUGUUCCUUCUCCUACUGCUCAACCAAUCCCAGAGGCCCAGGCUCGUCCCAAAUCUGUGUCGCCAAGCCAUCCCAACAGAACAGAGGAGUCUAAGAGGCCACCUGAAAGGCAACCGGUGCUGGAACAACUGCCAGAACUGUGCAAAAUUCCCCUGCAUGUCCCCAUGCUAGAGUCACUACCAAUUACCCGUAUUUCUACCACUCUAACAGAAGUGCGCACGCCAUCGUCUACCAUUCAGCCACCUCAGCAGAAUCCCUUGGAGGUUCCUGUGGCCAUGAGCAACCCUCUGCCCUUUUCUUCAAGUAUGAUGGCACCCAUAGCCAGGCCCACUGCUGUGUCACAUGACAUGGAUGAAGAUGAGGGGUUGAAGCACUUUGAGCAGGAGGCAGAGAAGAUGGUGGCAUACCUGCAGGAUGGUGUGGUGGACGACGACAGACUUACAGCAAAGACCUCUGAAAAGACCAAACCUGCGGGCCUGCCACUCACCCACGAGGCUGCUCUCAAGUGGUUUUACAAAGACCCUCAAGGGGAAAUACAAGGUCCAUUCAACAACCAGGAGAUGGCAGAGUGGUUCCAAGCAGGUUAUUUCACCAUGUCUCUCUUAGUAAAAAGAGGAUGUGAUGACUUAUUUCAGCCUCUGGGGGAGAUGAUGAAGAUUUGGGGGAGAGUCCCAUUCACUCCUGGUCCUGCACCUCCACCUCUGCAGGGUGACGGUGAUCAAGAAAGGUUGAAGAGGCAGCAAGAGCUCACUGCUCUCAACCUUUAUCAAUUACAGCAGCUCCAAUAUCAGUACCUCUUAAGGCAGCAGUAUGCUCAGGCCUUGGCACAGCAGAAGGCUGCAGUCCUCAGCUCGGCUCCUCUUCAGCAGCAGCAGCAACACCAACAGCAGCUCAACCUGCUUCAACAGCAAUAUCAGGCUCUCAAGAUAAGAACAUCUGAGAGCCUUCUACCUCCUGUUACACGUUCCCUGUCUGUACCUGACACAGGUUCUGUGUGGGAAAUGCAGAACCCGUCUUCUCAGGCUUCCUGCUCACAGAACCACCAGCCUGCUGCUUCAAGCACAUGGGAUGGCAGCAGUGUGUGGGACUUGCCCAUCGACUCCAUGGCAAAGGCUCCAACCAUCGAGCAGAUGCAGCAGUUAGAGAAGUCAAAGGCUGCAAAGGUAUUGGAACUAGAGAGGCGCGAAGCUGAAAUGAGAGCCAAAAGGGAAGAAGAAGAGCGGAAGCGGCUAGAAGAGGCUCUGCGGGCUCGCCAGGAAGAGGAACGGAAGCGCUUAGAAGAGGAACGGAAGCGCUUAGAAGAGGAGCGGAAGCGCUUAGAAGAAGAGCAGUUAGCAAGACAAAAACAGGAGGAAGCGCUGAGACAACAGAGAGAACAGGAGGAGGCACGUCGGAGGCAAAAAGAGGAGGAGGAGAGACUGGCACAGGAGGAAGCCCUGCGAAGACUUGAGGAGAGGAGACGGGAGGAGGAGGAGAGAAAGAAACGGGAGAAGGUCCUUCGCAAACAAGAGGAGGAGCGCAGGAAACAGGAGGAGCUUGAAGCACUAAGGAGGCGUGAGGAGGAGAAGCGGGCAGAGGAGGAGGCGGCGGCUGCAGCUGCUGCUGCUGAGGUAGCUGCCCUGGCUCAGCAGCAGCUGGAGGAGCAAAAGAGAAGGGAGCAGGAAGUACAGAGACAGCAGGAGCUUCAGAGACAGCGGCAGCAGCAGCAGGAGGCACUCAGGAGGCUUCAACAGCAGCAACAGCUCGCACAGAUGAAGCUUCCAUUGUCAUCAAAGUGGGGUCAGCAGUCAGCCAACACUAUCAACCAGACUCAGAACACCCUGUCACUGGCUGAGAUCCAGAAAUUGGAAGAGGAGCGAGAAAGGCAGGCACGAGAAGAUCAGCAGCGCCAGCAACAGGAACUCUUGAAGCUGCAACAGCAACAGGCCCUGCAACAGGCCCAGCAGCCCCAGGCUAAGCUCUCAGGGUGGGGCCAUGUAGCCAAGCAUCCCCCUGUCACCAAGUCCUUGCUGGAGAUCCAGAGGGAGGAAGCACAGCAGAUGAAACAGAGGAAAGAACAUCAGUCACAGCCGCCGCAGCAGCAGCAGCAACAGCAACAGCAGCAACAGCAACAACAACAUCCCAUUUUCACCCAGCAGACCCGCCCGCAAAACAGAACUACAUCUCUGAGCAACUCUGUGUGGGGGUCGGUGAACCCCAGCCCCUGCUCAAACUGGGCCUCGGAUUCAAGCAGCAUCUGGGGUGACACCCAGAACUCCAACAUGGGUUUCUGGGAUGAGGCUGUGAAGGAGGCUCCACCUCCGCCUCCACGCACCAGGAAAGGCAGUGCACAGAAAAACAAGGGAAAUGCCAACAUCAGUAAUUCUUUGAGUGGGCGAGCAAACAAGAAGGUGGAGGAGGAAGAAAAGCUGCUCAAGUUGUUCCAAGGAGUCCACAAAAGCCAGCAGGACACCUUCAUGCAGUGGUGUGAGCAUACUCUGCAAAGCCUCAACACAGCCAACAAUCUGGAUGUUCCCACGUUUGCAUCUUUCCUGAAAGAAGUGGAUUCUCCAUGCGAAGUGCACGACUACAUCAGGGCCUACCUGGGGGACACACCCGAGGCCAAGGACUUUGCCAAGCAGUUCCUGGAGCGCCGUGCCAAACAAAAUGCGAAUCAACAGAAGCAAACCAACCAACCACAAGCCCUCAAACAGCAGCUGGAAUCUGUGUGGGGUGGAACAGGAUCAUCAACGCCUUACCAGGCCAACCAUACGAGUGGCCAGCAGCAGCAGCAGCAACAGCGCUUUGAGACCGUCACCUCAGGGAAGAAGAAAAAGAAGCAGAAGAUGGUCCGUGCUGAUCCGAGCCUUCUAGGGUUUUCUGUCAAUGCAUCAUCCGAGAGAUUGAACAUGGGAGAGAUUGAGACUCUGGAGGACUUCUAAGGGAAUGCAGCCAAGCAAACAGCCAAUGACUGACAGUACCUGUUUUGAACAGCAGUUGUUUCACCCGCCCCAACCCCUGACAGCUGCCCCCUGCAGUAUUUCACCUUUGUCAUCUAACCAACCUAUAGUCUUACUCAAUCCCUUGCAAGACAUGCUCAGGCAGCUGUCAGUUCAUUCUGCAAAAGUCUACAGAAGCAUCGACCGCUUCCUUUUUUCCAAUUUGGCCUUUUUUUUAUUUUUUUUGUUGAAAGUGUGGGUAUUGGGAGAAAAGUUAAAGAUUAUUUCCAUCUUUUUUUGUGGUUUUUAUUUAUUGCAAGUUAUCCCCGAAAAUUUAUUUGCCCCCCCUUUUUUUCUCUCCCUACCAGGCAAUGCUGUUUGUGGUGAUGGAAAAAUUCAGGCCAAGGAUCGGUGCCUACUUUUUAUGUCCUGUUUUAAGGACAUGUUCAAAAGUCCCAAGUAGUUAUCUAUUUCUUGUAAGAUACUAGGCUGUUUAAAAAAAAAAUAAAUAAAACUUUCAACUUGCA